AUGGUAGUGGCAGUGCCCCUUCUGAACGUUAGAGAAAGCCAUGGUCUGCAUCUGAGGCUUCGGCCUCUGCCGCUGGACACCUAUCUGUCCCUGAGCAAACAGGACCAGGCCACGACCUCCGGCUGUUUUUACACGCAGCCAGGAUCCAGACAGGGCCGCACUCUGCACCAGCGGAAUGCACCCAGCACCGUGACCGGGCCGUGGCCGUGA
Messenger RNA from Knipowitschia caucasica, 210 nucleotides. Lineage: Eukaryota; Metazoa; Chordata; Actinopteri; Gobiiformes; Gobiidae. The record is from the annotation of a GenBank genome assembly.